Messenger RNA from Harmonia axyridis, 1801 nucleotides. It is a transcript of the gene Traf6, whose product is annotated as TNF receptor-associated factor 6. Gene Ontology annotation, cellular component: plasma membrane signaling receptor complex. Lineage: Eukaryota; Metazoa; Arthropoda; Insecta; Coleoptera; Coccinellidae. The coding region runs from base 280 to 1482 and encodes 400 amino acids. Gene Ontology annotation, molecular function: zinc ion binding; protein binding; ubiquitin-protein transferase activity. The transcript is spliced from 6 exons. Gene Ontology annotation, biological process: regulation of canonical NF-kappaB signal transduction; positive regulation of JNK cascade; tumor necrosis factor-mediated signaling pathway. The record is from RefSeq and is a predicted model, not a curated record.
AUAUUUUUGACGUAGUUAUUAGAGGUUAUGGUCUUUGAAUUUAAUUAGUUUACAUUCAAAUAAAUUAUUGAAACUUGAUAGCUUCACUUAAAUAUUUCAUUCUUUUGAAUUCGUUCACACAUUACCCAAAUACAGAAUGGAGGAAAAGUUGAAUAAUAGUUAAUCAAGUAAUGAGUAAUUUCAUAUACAUAUAUGGUAUUUAACUGUUAAGGAAUUCCCACCCAUUUAGAUGACAUCAUUUAGUUAUCUUUCUUUGCAUUCUCAAUUUCACUGACUGUAAUGGCUAGCUCUUUACCCUUCACUGAAAAAUCAAUAGCACAAGAAAGUUCAAUAAAUGAUUCAUAUCUAGCUCCUGAGGCAAGAUUUGAAUGUCCUAUUUGUUUGGCUUGGUUAAGAGAUCCACUUCUAACUUCUUGCGGGCAUAGAUUCUGCAGGCGAUGUAUAGAAUCAUGGCUACAACGGGAAAACCCGUGUUGUCCUGUUGAUAAUAUGACUCUAACGAAAGAUGAUAUUUUUCCUGAUAAUUUUACUAGAAGGGAAAUUAAUCAGCAAAGAACUAAGUGUCCCAAUAUCAUCAGAGGAUGCUUAGAGCAACUGAAUCCUCUAGAUGUUGAAAGUCAUCUCUUAAUUUGUCAAUUCAAAUUGCCAGAACUUCCAGAAAAUGAGAAGCUAAGGUGCUCCUUUGUACAUCUAGGAUGUGAAGAGAAAUUUGAAGAUGAAAUUGAGCUGGAAAAUCAUCUGCAACAACAGAUCCACAAACAUUUAAAUAUGAUACUUAGUGCUUGCAAUAAAUUUUCUGUGAGUCAGUCUGCUAAUUCUGUGAUAGCUGAAGAAGCAAAAUUUUGGGAUGCUCCUUCAAAAAAUGGACAGGCCUCAUCCUCUGACAAUGGAAAUCUCAAUGAAUUACUAAGAGCUUUAUACGAAAAACAUGUAAUCUCAGAACAGAAAAGUCGAGAACAAGAUAUAAUAAUAGCAAACCUGUCGGAACAAAUACAAUCUCAAACAUUGACUCUCUCAAAAAUGUCACUGAGAAAUUGUAAUGGUUGUUACUUGUGGUAUUUUAGUGAUUUCAAACAGAAGCUUGGUGCUAUGAGGAAUGAUAAUAGAAUAAUGCAUUAUAGUCCUGGAUUUUACACAUCCCUUAACGGAUACAGGUUGUGUAUUAGACUAAAUAUAUCACCAAAUAGCUCUAAUAGUAUCGCAAUCUUAAUUCAUAUGAUGAAAACAGAGCAUGAUAAUACCUUAGACUGGCCUUUCAGUGGACGAUUGACUAUUACCUUCAUUCAUCCAAUUGAUGCUUCUAGAAACAUCAAAGAAACUAUGAUGACUCGACCUAAUUUAGAGGCUUUUCAGAGGCCGAUUCAAGAUAUGAACCCUAAAGGAUUCGGAUAUACGGAAUUCACAACUAUAGACGAAUUACUUUCUCAAGGCUUCAUUGAAAAAAACCAGCUUAUAAUAAAGGUUCAAGCGCAACCGGUGUAGCUACAACAAAUUAUUUCUAAAUAUUAUCGAUGUUCGAAAUAUUUCCAUUGAUUGAGGAUUUAUAUUAGGUCCAAUAGAUAAAAAAAUCUGUUUAAGGAAAAAAUCAGUAUUCCGAAUAGUAUUCAAGUGUUCGAACAUUAAUUUCUGGUCCAGAUUACUUUUCUUCUAUUGAAUUUUUAUGUUUCUUUGAGAUUUAUCAUAAGUACUUAAGAGGAAAAUUUUAAUAGUAUGAUGUUAUAUUUUUAUGGAAUAUUUUAUUGAAAAAAUUAGGAAAUUGUUUAUCAAUUGUAAUCAAAAUAAAUUAUUAUUGAACUUUUUA